CCACAGGUUCCCCGUCGUCAAUGACAGUGCGUAGGCCUACGACGAGAACCGUGACGGUGGCAGCUGUAGGCGAUGUGUCCGCCGAGGGGACAAACUACCUCAUCGCCGGUGCCGUUGCGAUCGCCCUCAUCGGGACCGCGUUUCCCAUCGUUUUCUCUCGCAAAGACAUAUGUCCGGAGUGCGACGGGGCAGGAUUCAUAAGGAAAGGGAGCUCAAUGCUGAGGGCAAAUGCAGCAAGAAAGGAUCAAGCUCAAAUUGUUUGCCCAAAUUGCAAUGGGCUUGGCAAACUAGGACAAAUUGACAAGUGAGAAGUACAUCAUCUGGGUUUGUGUAGUGCUGCAAAAAUGUUCAAGGCUACGGUGCGGGGGAAUUUGUCGCUUGCUUUUGUAUAGUUUUGAUGCGUGUAGCUGCGUAUGUGGUCUUUGUUUGUGCUUCGGAGACUGAACUGAGGUCUGCUGUGUCUAUUUGAUGUCUAACCAAAAAAGUGCGGCAUUUAAUUUGGUUCACAAACAAAUUGAAAAUGCAACAUUUUCUUUAAUUUGGUAA
Molecule: messenger RNA, 546 nt
Organism: Asparagus officinalis (garden asparagus)
Lineage: Eukaryota; Viridiplantae; Streptophyta; Magnoliopsida; Asparagales; Asparagaceae
Exons: 2
Coding region: 21-308 (95 amino acids)
Cellular component (GO): chloroplast thylakoid membrane
Source: RefSeq, a predicted model, not a curated record